Iphiclides podalirius (scarce swallowtail) is the source of this 1134-nucleotide messenger RNA. The record is from the annotation of a GenBank genome assembly. NCBI's taxonomy places the organism in Eukaryota, Metazoa, Arthropoda, Insecta, Lepidoptera, Papilionidae.
AUGAAUGAAUCAUUGUUACAAACAAAUUUCGUUAAUCAAAAGAUGUCAACGCAUUUCUCUUAUCCGGAUACAAAACUUCAAGAGCUGUUGAAAAAAACUGCAGAGGCCAUAGUCGCCCCUGGGAAAGGAAUACUGGCCGUGGACGAAUCCAAUGAGGGAAUUGGCAAACUGUUGGCGGGGGUGGGUUUGGAGAAUACAGAGGACAAUCGAAGGCGGUACAGGCAGCUACUGUUUACCUCUGAUGACGUUCUCUCCGAGAACAUAUCUGCGGUGAUAUUGUUCGACGAAACGGUCUACCAAAAGACUGACGGUGGUGUUCCUUUUAUUGAGCUGUUAAAAAGCAAGAACAUUAUACCGGGCAUCAAAGUAGACAGGGAUGUGGUGCCUUUGUAUUUAUCGGAAGACGAAGUCACAACUCAAGGCCUGGACGAUCUCGCUCAACGGUGCGCCGAGUACAAGAAGCAGGGAUGUCAAUUCGCGAAAUGGCGGUGCCCUUUGAAGAUCGGAGACCACACGCCUUCGCCCCAGGCCAUACACGACACCGCUCAAGUUCUCGCUCGCUACGCUAGUAUCUGUCAGAGCCAGGGAGUAGUUCCUAUUGUGGAGCCUGACGUUUUGCUGGACGGCGACCAUGACAUCGUUAGAACUCAGAAGGUGACAGAGGUUGUAUUGGCAGCAGUUUACAAGUCGUUGAAUGAUCACCAUGUCUUUCUAGAGGGGACCCUUUUGAAACCGAAUAUGGUUACUCCUGGUCAAGGAUGCCUUACAAGAAGCGCACCCGAAGAGAUAGCCGAAGCCACGGUCACAGCUCUGCUUCGAGGGGUACCAGCCGCUGUUCCAGGCAUCGCGUUUUUAUCUGGUGGGCAGUCUGAGGAAGAGGCGACGGUCAAUCUCGACGCCAUUAACAAGGUGCAGAAGAAGAAGCCGUGGACGCUCACGUUUAGCUACGGGCGGGCUCUGCAGGCGUCCGUGUGGAAGACCUGGGCGGGGAAGGAUGAGAAUGUAAAGAAAGCUCAGGCAGAACUGAUCAAGAGGGCUAAGGCCAACGGAUUGGCAUCCCUCGGCAAAUACGACGCGGGAACCAUUGCAACCGCUGCCGGUGACAGUUCUAAUUACAGCAGGAACCAUAAAUAC